GACAGAGAUGAAGAUGGUGGAUGAUGGUGUUGAUCUGUGUUCAAAUGGGUACUUGUUCAUCAUCAUGAUCCUCUUUCUCCCCUUCUCAAUCACUCACGUGGCAGCUUCCAUCCAUGACUAUCAAAACGACACCUUUAUCCACCGUUCUAAUUCCUUCUUCUUCCAUGGAGGCAGUGAGGGUCUCUAUGCUUCCAAACUCUCAUAUUUCAACGACUCUCCAUCCUCUGAGCUCAAUGGCAAAUCCUUCAUCAGGUUUGAGUCCAUCACCUUUAGAAGAACAAAAGAAUCUGUUGAGAAGAAGAAUGAAAUGCAACAAAAGACAGGGCUGGUGGAAGCUAUAAUAGUUAAGGUAAAAGAUAGGAAUAACAUUGGGGGUGCUUAUUUGAACUCUGAUGCUAUAUGCUGUACGCCUGAGCUUGCCAAGAAAGGUUCCUGCAAGUUAGGAGAGAUUAUCAUCCGAGAAAACCCCGAUGACCCGAAUGGUCCUAAACGCUUGCAGACGUUUUUCGAAGGGCAAGAUGAAGAGACUAAAAUGGUAAUUCAAACUGUUGACAUACACAGUACUGGAAUGUAUUACUUGUAUUUCAUGUUUUGUGAUCCUCAGCUGAAGGACACUGUGAUCUCAGGAAGAACUGUUUGGAGAAAUCCAGACGGUUAUCUACCUGGGAAGAUGAUGCCUUUAAUGACAUUUUAUGGUUUGAUGUCUUUGGCUUACCUUUUUCUUGGUCUGGUUUGGUUUCUCCGGUUUGUACAGUAUUGGAAAGAUGUAAUACAGUUACAUUACCACAUUACUGCUGUUAUUGGACUUGGAAUGUGUGAAAUGGCCUUGUGGUAUUUUGAGUAUGCGAAUUUCAAUUCCACUGGAAGCAGGCCUAUGGUAAUUACAUUGUGGGCUGUUACAUUCACUGCUGUCAAGAAGACAGUCUCACGGCUUCUUCUUCUGGUGGUUUCUCUGGGUUAUGAUGUUGUUCGCCCAACACUUGGUGGUAUAACCUCAAGAGUCCUUCAUCUUGGUUUGGUGUAUUUUGUGGCUGCAGAAGCACUGGAGCUGGUGGAACAUCUUGGUAAUAUUAAUGAUUUUGCUGGAAAAAUAAGGCUCUUCCUGGUACUACCUGUUGCACUGUUGGAUGCAUGCUUUAUUCUGUGGAUUUUUUCAUCAUUAUCUAAAACCCUGGAAAAGCUUCAGAUCCGCAGAAGUAUGACAAAACUUGAGUUGUACCGGAAAUUUACAAAUUCCCUUGCAGUGACAGUGCUGCUGUCAGUACUAUGGAUUGGCUAUGAGUUGUACUUCAAUGCAUCUGACCCUUUAAGUGAACUGUGGCAAAGAGCUUGGAUCAUCCCAGCUUUCUGGAGUUUGCUUGCAUAUGUUCUCUUGGUAGUGAUCUGCAUUCUCUGGGCCCCAUCUCAAAAUCCAACUAGAUAUGCAUACUCAGAGGAGACGGGUGAUGACUUUGACGACAAGGCUAUCACACUCACUGGAAGUGCAGUUAAGGUGUCAGGGGACAUGGCAAUCAUGCUAGAAAGAAAGGAAAGAAAGGCAUCAGUUGCUGCAGAUCAUCAUGUGUUUGGACUUGGAGAAGAUAGAGAGGAGGACAAAAGGGAGUGAUGGUAUUGGUAACAACUUGUUACAUCAUAAUUCUAAAUAAGUUCUGCCUUCUAUUCUUUGUUGUGCCUCUUUGCAUUAUUAUUUGCAUGGGAAUGGCCUAAAAGAAGGGUAAGUGUCAACAUGGAGAAGCAACAAAAGAUUGGGAAAAAGGGAGGGCAGAAUUUGUUAAGAUCAUUAUUCAAUGGCCAUUCAACCUCUAUAGUCA
Abrus precatorius (Indian licorice) is the source of this 1811-nucleotide messenger RNA. Its product is annotated as transmembrane protein 87A-like. Lineage: Eukaryota; Viridiplantae; Streptophyta; Magnoliopsida; Fabales; Fabaceae. Bases 8 to 1606 code for a protein of 532 amino acids. Gene Ontology annotation, biological process: transport. The transcript has 5 exons. Gene Ontology annotation, cellular component: Golgi apparatus; membrane. The record is from RefSeq and is a predicted model, not a curated record.